This is a messenger RNA of Pleuronectes platessa (European plaice), 4520 nucleotides long. It is a transcript of the gene flvcr2a, whose product is annotated as FLVCR heme transporter 2a. Bases 204 to 1745 code for a protein of 513 amino acids. Gene Ontology annotation, cellular component: membrane. NCBI's taxonomy places the organism in Eukaryota, Metazoa, Chordata, Actinopteri, Pleuronectiformes, Pleuronectidae. The record is from RefSeq and is a predicted model, not a curated record. Gene Ontology annotation, molecular function: heme binding; heme transmembrane transporter activity. The transcript has 12 exons. Gene Ontology annotation, biological process: heme export; transmembrane transport.
UGUCCGUCGUCUCGGAACUUGUUUGUUUUGCUGGUGGAGAGUGAAUGAGGGGAAAUGACGUGUCGACUGAGGCUCUCGCCAUGUUCUGCUGGUGGAGGGCAGCGAUCCAGUGGACACACUCACUGACAGUGGCUGUAAUGUGAAUGGAGGCGGGCUGCAGCUGUUAAGUCCCUCAGAAGUUGAAGAGUUUCAGAGGGAGCAACAUGAGCGUUGAGGAUGAUCUUCCUCACGAGCGCAUGGACGAGGCCAGGGAACAGGACUGGUCCCCGACGAGGAGCAGAAAAACGACACUGGGAGAGUUCAGGGACCUGUAUCUGGGUGACAGCUUCAACACCCUGGAGACGGCGCUCCUGGACACCGCUCAGCUCCACCCGCUCAUGGAGACCAAGCUGUACAAGCGGCGCUGGGUCAUGCUGCUCGUCUUCAGCGCCUGCUCCAUGAGCAAUGCCUUCAUGUGGCUGCAGUACAGCAUCAUCGGCGACAUCUUCAUGCGCUUCUACAGCAUCGACUCCCUCGCCACCGACUGGCUCUCCAUGAUCUACUUCCUCACCUACAUCCCCCUCAUCCUGCCUGUCAUGUGGCUGCUGGACAACCGGGGCAUCAGGGACGUGCUGGUGGUGGGGUCGGCCUUCAACUGCAUCGGGGCCUGGAUCAAGACGAGCACGGCGGACCCCGACAUGUUCGCCAUGACUUUCUUUGGCCAGUUUGUGUGUUCGGUGGCCACGGUUUGCAUCCUGGGCAUCCCUUCCAGACUGGCGUCCCUGUGGUUUGGGCCGCAGGAGGUGUCCACCGCCUGUUCCAUUGGCGUUCUCGGAAACCAGAUGGGUAUUGCCAUCGGGUUCCUGGUCCCGCCCAUCCUCGUGCCUAAUGUGGACGACAUGGAUGAGCUAGCGCACUACAUCAGGAUCAUGUUCUACAUCAGCGCCGGAGUGGCCACCCUCAUCUUCGUCCUGGUGGUGAUCGUGUUUCAGGAGAAACCAGAGAUCCCUCCCACCCAGUCCCAGGCUCAGGCCCGGAAGGUGCACCCGGACGAGUACUCGUACAAGGCUUCCAUCAUGAGGCUGCUGUGCAACAAGCCCUUCAUGCUGCUGGUGCUCAGCUACGGCCUGAACGUCGGCUGCUUCUAUGCUGUCUCCACCUUGUUGAACCGGAUGAUCAUCGAACACUAUCCUGGUGAAGAGGUGAAUGCUGGGAGGAUCGGUCUGACUAUUGUCAUUGCCGGCAUGGUGGGGUCCCUCAUUUGUGGCAUUUGGCUGGACAAGACUAAAACCUACAAACAGACCACCUUGCUUGUGUAUCUCCUCACGCUGAUCGGUAUGCUGGUCUACGCCUUCACCCUCAACCUGGGUCACCUGUGGGUGGUGUUUGUCACGGCCGGAGUUUUAGGGUUUUUCAUGACGGGGUAUCUGCCUCUGGGCUUCGAGUUUGCAGUAGAGCUCACCUACCCUGAGUCAGAGGGAACCUCGUCAGGGCUUCUCAACUGUUCCGCUCAGAUCUUUGGAAUCAUCUUCACCAUUUCCCAAGGGAAGAUAAUCGAUAAAUGGGGCACUUUUGGAGGAAACAUCUUCCUGUGCAUCUUCCUCCUAAUAGGAGCAGUAUUGACAGGAUUCAUCAAGGCCGACCUCCGACGGCAGAAGGCCAACCUGCGGGCCGAGGUGCAGCCAGUGAGCCCUACAGGGUCUGAGUCAUCGGUGCAGGACUACGGGGCCACGGCGCGCAGAGGCACCUGGCAACUACAGUCUUGACAUAAACCCACAACCUCACAAAAACUAAAACACACACCUGCAAAGACAAUAACAGCUGAUGUGGAAGGAGACAUUUCUCCACCUGAAAUCCUGAAACAGAUGAAGUUAUGAGGAGGAUGUCCACUCUGCCAACGACAACGUGUACAGAUAAAAACACAAUCAAAUAUUGACUCUACUCAUACACUCGAGAUAACUAGAAGUGUGUGUUUAGAGUGUGUACCUCUACUAAGGCUGACACCCUAACUUGCCAUGUCACAGAAAUUGGAAAAAAUCAUUCUGGAUUUCCCUGUUAAUCCAGAUCCGAAAUUGAAUGGCUUCCUCCCGGGGUCAUGUGCCAGCCCUCUAACAAAGUUCCACCGAACCCGAUCCCGUAGUUCUCGAGUCAUCCUGCUGACGAACUAACAACACUGAAAACAUAACCCUCUUGGUGGAGAUGAGACGCUGCCGUGAGGAGGACGGAACACACCUGCUGUACAUUAUUCUGUACGUGGGGGAGGAUGCUGCACUCUCUCACACUAAUUAUCCCGAACGCAACUUAACUCAAAUUGAAUCAAGCACAAGUCAAUCCUGCAGCGUACUGCAGACAUGCUGUCACACUGACUGGAACAUUACCACACUCCUCAUCUUAUUUAUACUUUUUAAUGUGUCUCUCUUUUACGGUCCUCUGGUUAAUGUUAAGGAUUUACGGGUACAAUGAGCAAUAUUUUAAGAGUGUGUGUUUCUUUAUAUUGGACCAAUGCUGUGUGUGAAUGAACUCAUCCUUUACAUUGCUAAAUGUUUUCAAUAAGUGUUUUUGUUUUUUUAGAAAAUUAAUCUUUACUGUGAUGUGAUAUUCUGCUGCGGCGGUGAGGUUAGCCAUUGCAUCCUCUCUGCCUGUCAGUCAGGAUCACACGGAGGUAUGAACCUCUGAAUCCUGCUGAUUAUAGACAUGGUUGAUGCCGUGCAUCUGAGUUCACUUUUAAAGGUCAGUGUUGUUCUGCUUUGAACAAUCUCUACAAGAAGACGUUUGGUGAUGAACAUCCGACACAUUAAAGCAACACUAUGUAACUUUUGCUGAGAAACAGCGCCCUCUGCAGCCACAGAGGGAGAUCACCUCUGUUUGGGUCCAUGUACGAGUGUUGGUUUUUCAUGUAGAGAAACAUUCCUGAUAUUUUAAGUUUCCACGCUAACUAUCAAAGAUAAACAGUUUUUUUUAAAUGACUUCUAGCUCUUUUUAACUGAUCUACAUUUAAUCAUUACUCAUGAACGUGCUACAGCCCACAUUCUGGCAAUUGAAGCUGUGAUCAAUGUAUUAACUAAGAAGAUCGUACCGGCUCACUGAAGUCACAUAGAGUUUUCUCCCUUUUUCAAGUCAGGGAACCAUCAAAACUAAUUUUGAAGUUGCUAUUUUGGGAAAAGUUCAAAAAAGUGUUGCUUUAAGGGUGUCCGCACAGCUGAAAGGAAAAGACAAAUUAAUCAGUUGUCCUGUCAUUUUGCACAAGAAAAUGUUUUUAUGUUUUUCAUGUCAUUCAAACUAGUUAACCAGUGUUUGUACAGGUUGUCAGUAACGCACGUUGUGGUCGGUUGUGUGUUAUUUCAGUGGCAUUUUUUGGGACAUUUCACGGUGAUGUGAAAAAGUUUCUACACCCAGAGAGUUUUUCUUACCAUUUAAAUGUUUUAAUAGAUUUUUUCAAAUUGGGAGGUAUCUAUGGGAGUUUUGUUCCCCACCUCCCUGGCUGAACCAAAGUUUGUGAGUGUUUUCUGCACUUUAAUCCAUCUCAUGAAGCCAAAGUCAGCGCUGAAAACAAUCAGCAAAACACCUCGCUGAGGAACCCAAAUAUAACAUUUAAGCAGCGCAUGAUAUCACACAUCAAAACAACGUAAGAACACAAUCACACUCCUGACAACAAGAUGUCUGCACAUUUAACACAGCUGUUCAGAAAUACAUCUCAUUAGCUUAUUACUCCAGUAGAACAUUUAAAAAUCUUAUUAUUUAAUUUAAAAAAAGAUCAGAAGUUCCCAGGGUGUACAAACUUUCACAGAAACAAAACAAUUGCUAAUUUAAGUUGUUGUGAUAUUUUGUGAUGAAGAGCAUCAGCUCUGAAUAAUUUCUCUGAUGUCUUAACUCAGCACACCUCACUCAUAACAGGAUGAUUUUAACAUGACAUGUAAUUGCACUGUCCACUGUAAAAUGUCCAGUUAAAAAAUCAUGAAUUACAUUGAGGCAGGGUGUUUUGUGUACAGUCUUUAGAAAGUGUCCCAGUUUGAAAUGAAAGCACAUCCACGUCUCAUGCUCCUCAAAGCCACAAGCAGCACAAGCAGGACGAGUCCACUCAACAACUGUUUGGUGCUGGGACUCAGUUACGUUUCUUCCGUCGUGCUCCCACUUCUUCUUGAGUGUCUGGAACACACUGGAAUCCAAUCAGCAUUCCGACAAUAGAGAAACCUAAAGACAAAAAAACACGUUCAGAUGUGAAUCAGGAUUCUUUUGUCUGGCAUUCAUAUUUAAUAUUAUUUAAAGGAUCACUGUGUAACUUUUACUGAGCAGAAGCGCCCUCUGCAGCCUAAUGUGUUUGUAAGAGGCAUGAUGUAAUAUAUUAUUUUAAAAACUAUGGGACGUGUAGGUUAUUUUGUGUCUAGUUAUUUUAAUAGAGGGUCAUUUAAGAGCCGGUUAUGAGCAAUAGGUAUUGGGGAGCACACGUUCAUACUGUACCUCAAUCUGCAAGACAUCAAUUCAAUGUAAGUUCAUUAUUCAUGAUUUUUGCAAUAAAUGGGAACAUCACCUAAAAGCACAAA